Armigeres subalbatus is the source of this 348-nucleotide messenger RNA. RefSeq names its product cysteine-rich venom protein 6-like. NCBI's taxonomy places the organism in Eukaryota, Metazoa, Arthropoda, Insecta, Diptera, Culicidae. The coding region runs from base 62 to 334 and encodes 90 amino acids. The record is from RefSeq and is a predicted model, not a curated record. The transcript is spliced from 2 exons.
CAAUGCGAACUUAUUCGUAUCCAUCCACCACUUUUGAUUUGCUACCCCAAAUCUCAACAGAAUGCGUUCCAUCCUGGUCGCUACGCUGAUGUCGGUGGCACUAUUUGUCACUUCUUUCGGCAAACCACAUUGUUGUGAUGAGAACAAAGUGUUCACCGAGUGUGGAUCGGCGUGUCCAGAAACGUGCGAAACAAUCGAGCACAAGGAACCUGAACCGUGUCCGGAAAUUUGUGUGCCUGGCUGCUUCUGCCGCGAAGGUUUCGUUCUGGACCCGGACAACAAAUGUGUGGAACCGGUGGAUUGUCCCAAUAAUGCUACUACUUAUGCCUAUUAAUAUUCACAUAGGGG